This is a messenger RNA of Bursaphelenchus xylophilus (pine wood nematode), 1650 nucleotides long. The record is from the annotation of a GenBank genome assembly. Lineage: Eukaryota; Metazoa; Nematoda; Chromadorea; Rhabditida; Aphelenchoididae.
AUGUACACGAUGUCGCCAACCAAAGUUUCGACUGUUGGCGAAAAGAGUGAGACUGCAUUUUAUAUAGAAGGAGAUGAGGUGUGCAAUUUUGUCAGUGGCGGGGCAACUUAUAAACACCCUAUCUGGGAUUACGAGACCGACCACCUGGCUGUAACUGAUCGUACCAAUAAUUUGUGUAUGUAUACAGUGGAAUCCAGGAGGUGCGAGUUGAAUGACCAGUAUAAAAUAGUGUGGUUAUUACCCCGCGCUAGAGUACAAGGGUCCCGGUGGUUGUUUAGUCCUUGGAAAGUUCUGUUUGAAAUCAAAAAGGUCGAAAGGAAACUCUACACAUCUGGAGGAGUAACGCUUGUGUUUGAUAUCAUCAACAAUACAGUUUGUGUCAAGUCGCUUGAUAGCGUACACCAGAUAAUGCUAGAUGCUACAUUAUACAGUUCAAUUGUCAUAAGAGCAUCAAAGAAGGAUGACCCAUUGAUAUCAGACGUUGAGAGAAUAUUGUUAAGUCAAUACCCCGACAAAGGCCGCAAACAAGCUACAUUAGAUGCAGCAUUAUUGAUUGAUGCUUUAUCUAAGUUACCGAAACCUACGGUGACAACAAGUAGCAUGGGGCCAACGUCUCAUUUUCAAUCUUUGGGACCGCUAGCAACGGAAGACGGAGAGGAACGAGGACAAAGGGUAACUGAACCUCUAAUUGACGCACCGUCUGUCAUCCCAAAGAACAGUUACAACAAUGACGUAGCAAUGGUUCAGAGCCGCAUCACAAAUGUGCGGAAUGAGAAAACCAUACCACCAGAAUUCUACAAGUAUAAAGGUGAAUUUAUGCAAUUGCUCGUUCCGGCUGAUGUUUGCCACUCGGUUGUACCUUUUGAUCUCGACGAAGUCGAGAGGCGUCAGGAUAAACCGUUACAACGAGCAAGAUCAGCGCAGGUCAAGUCAACGGCCUCAUUGAAUGCAUCUAACAAGAACAAAUCAUUCAUUAAAACUGAACCAUAUGCUGGAACAAACGCCCCACGUCCAAUAACGACGAUGUCGGCUGAACAUACCAUGGUCUUGAGCACAAUCACAUUGGCCUUUUGUGACCAAGUGAUGAAGAGAGUACCGUGGUAUAUGCCUGGUAAGUCCACCAGGGAAGUCGCUAGUCGGAUUAAAGAACAUAGUGAUAAACCAUUUAUCACAUCUGACUACAGUAGGUUUGAUGGACAUUGUUCCAAAGAUCUAGCACAGUUGGCAAAAGCAUGUAUAGGGCGAGCAUUACAGACCAAGGAUAGAACAACUUUUAGCAAUUUAUUUGAGAAAACUUAUUGCAAGAAAGCUGUAACAUCCAAUGGUUACGUAUACUUGGCCCUAGAUGGCACCAGAUCAGGUAGUCCCACAACAUCAGUGGGGAACACAAUAAUUGAUGCCUUCAUAGCAUUUGUGGCCCUACGUGAAUUGGGUGUGCCAUCAAAGAAGGCUUUUAACUCAAUUACGAUAGUUUGUGGAGACGAUGCUUUGUUGCAAUCUAUCGCUGGAUUAUUACCAAUGUAUGAGCUUGUGGCUACAAAACUAGGUAUGUCCUUGGAAGCACGUGAGAUCCCUUAUGGAGAACCGGUUCCAUUCGCGGGCAGAUAUUUCGUAGACCCAAGUUUAAGUACGACGGCGAUGGCACAGUAA